Molecule: messenger RNA, 3621 nt
Organism: Metarhizium robertsii ARSEF 23
Lineage: Eukaryota; Fungi; Ascomycota; Sordariomycetes; Hypocreales; Clavicipitaceae
Product: copper resistance-associated P-type ATPase
Exons: 1
Coding region: 1-3621 (1206 amino acids)
Biological process (GO): monoatomic cation transport; copper ion homeostasis
Cellular component (GO): membrane
Molecular function (GO): P-type divalent copper transporter activity; copper ion binding; ATP binding
Source: RefSeq, a predicted model, not a curated record
AUGGACGGACCAUCUGCACUCUCGCCUGCACCAUCUCGCACCACAUUUCUCGUUCCCAGCAUUCAUUGUCCCACAUGUACUUCCUUCAUUGAAGACCUGCUGGCUGGCCUUAAACCAAAGCCCGAAUCCGUGGAAGCGUCAAUCUUAUCGCACAGCGUUACCGUCACGCAUGACGCCUCACUCACACCCCGCGUAAUCGCCAGCACUCUCGCCAACUCGGGCUACGAAGUGGUUUCCGACAGUGUCUCGGGUGGAUCCGCACUUCCAACUAAUACCGCGGGCGGUGAUGAUGACUUCCCGUUUGUAUGGCUGAACCGGAUUACGGAGCGUUGGCAGCGUAAACGGGAGGUCGCCGCCGAAGAGACGAGGAGACGCCGACAUAAAGAGCACUGUCAGCAAUGUCGAUCCGGGAUAGAUGCCAGACACAAGGACAGCAGGGAAAAAGCCUCACGUAGCGGGCCACCUUCUCCCCAGACUGGAACAAAUCGUCCGUUUGUGGUGGUUGAAUCCGCCUCCGCGACCAGUGAUGUUUUCGAUGCGUUGAUUACCAUAUUUGGCAUGAGCUGUAGCUCUUGUGUCGGCAAGAUCACGUCGGCAUUGGAGGAAAAACCCUGGGUUUUGUCUGCAAACGUUGCCCUCCUGACGCAAAACGCGUCUGUGAGAUUUGAAGGGCAGCAUUCCCCCGACGACCUAAUCAGGGCUAUCACCAGUCUGGGCUAUGACGCAAGCUUGGAACAUGUGGAAAAGCUGCCAGUCGUCCCAACCUCGAAAUUGCCGGCGUCGAAGCUAUGGAAAGCCUCACUGUCCAUUGAAGGCAUGACCUGCAGCUCUUGUGUCGGCUCAAUUACCUCGUCACUUAAGAAUCUUCCUUUCACGAAGACAGUUGACGUCAACCUCAUCACCAGCAGCUGCACCAUUGUAUUUGAGGACAAAGACAACAUCCUUCGCAUCCGCGCCGCUAUCGAGGAAUUGGGUUACAAAGCUAAGCUGGACGACAUAUUGGAUGCUACGAAAGAUGAGGCUCAAAAUUCGCGGAGAGCGGUGUUGAUCCGUAUCGACGGCAUGUACUGCCAGCAUUGUCCGGCACGCGUCACCGAAGCAAUGAAUCAAUUCGGUGACCGAAUAAUUGUCGAGACCCCGGCUACCUUGCACAGCUCGCUACUAACCAUCUCGUACGUCCCCGAGGCGCCUGGUUUUACCAUUCGAGCCAUCCUUGCAGCAAUUUCGACCGCUGACGCGGCCUUCAACGCUACCAUAUAUCACCCUCCGACGAUUGAGGAGCGUGCAGCACAGAUGCACCGCCGUAUACGGCAGCGAAUAUUCUAUCGGGUCCUGCUUUCGUUGGUUGUUGCGAUCCCUACAUUUAUAGUAGCCAUCGUCUUUAUGACCUUGGUCCCUUCAACCAACCCAAGCCGCAUGUACCUCAUGGAACCAUUCCGUGGAGUCACCCGCGCUGAAUGGGCCGCAUUUAUCAUGGCGACACCGGUUUAUUUCUUUGCUGCUGAUGUUUUCCACCGCCGCGCCAUCAAGGAACUACGCUCCCUUUGGAGGCCUGGCAGUACGGUGCCAGUCCUGCGUCGCUUUUACCGUUUCGGAAGCAUGGACAUGCUGAUGUCUUUUGGCACUACCAUCGCCUAUAUUUCAUCCGUCGUUGAGAUCAUCAUCGCCUCUACCGCGCCAAACGCGAUGAAUAUGAAAGGAAAUGCGACUUACUUCGACUCCGUCGUCUUCCUGACCAUGUUCUUGCUCCUUGGCCGCCUCAUUGAAGCGUAUUCGAAAGCGAAGACGGGGGAAGCGGUGACAACACUAAGCAAACUUCGGCCAAAUGAGGCUUUGCUGGUGCUGCCAGACGAUGGCACAAGAGGCGCCAGCCAGACUCGGAGUGUUAGUGCCGAUGUUAUUGACACAGGUGAUCUCGUCAGGGUCGUCCAUGGCGCAUCUCCUCCUUGGGACGGUGUGCUGCUUGAUGAAGUGGGCGAAUUCGAUGAGUCAAGUCUUACCGGGGAAUCAAAAGUUGUCAAAAAGGCGGCUGGUGAUGCACUAUUCUCUGGAACUGUGAACAAGGGAGGGCCCGUCACGAUUCGUACCACUAGCACUUCUGGAGAAUCCAUGCUUGACCAAAUCAUAAAAGUGGUUCGUGAGGGACAAGCGAAACGCGCCCCUAUCGAAAGGCUGGCUGACACCCUUACCAGCUAUUUCGUGCCAGUCGUGACCCUCAUCGCUAUCUCAACCUGGUUGAUCUGGCUCAGCCUUGGUCUUUCUGGCAGCCUCCCAAGAGAAUAUCUAGAUGUUGAGAUUGGCAGCUGGCCGUUUUGGUCUCUGCAGUUUGCUAUUGCCGUCUUCAUUAUUGCGUGUCCGUGCGGCAUAGGCCUCGCGGCCCCAACGGCGCUGUUCGUCGGCGGCGGCCUCGCAGCUAAGCAUGGCAUUCUGGUGAAAGGCGGAGGAGAGGCUUUCCAGGAAGCGAGCAAACUGGACAUCAUUGUCUUUGAUAAGACGGGAACCCUGACGCAAGGAGGGGAGCCCAAGGUCACGGAUCAUCAAUUUCUUCCGCGGAAUGAUGAUUCCUGGAGCGAGACUACGAUCCUGAGUGUUUUGAAAGAACUUGAAGAGAACAGUAGUCAUCCCAUCGGCAAAGCUAUCGUCGACUUCUGCCAAUCUAGGGAAACGACCGUUGCCAGAGCCGACCACAUAGAAGAGAUAGCCGGAAAGGGUAUGGCAGGCACCUUUAGCGUUGGGACGUUGCCAAACCAGGUCCAAGUACUAGCGGGAAAUGAGGCGCUCUUGACUGAUCACGACAUCACCCUGGAUGAAGAUAUAUCCGCGGCUCUAGAUCUGUGGAAGGGCCAAGCGAAGUCCAUCGUCCUCGUGGCAGCAAGGCCCACAGCAUCCACGGCGAAGUCUCCAUGGAACGUACUUGCUAUUUUUGCAACUUCAGAUCCCCUGCGGCCAGAGUCCCGGCACGUGGUUGAAACUCUUCGCAGCCAAGGUGUGGAUGUUUGGAUGAUAUCUGGCGAUAAUGUCACCACUGCCCGAGCCGUUGGAGCCAUGGUGGGCAUCAGUCCAGAGAAUAUUAUUGCUGGAGUGUUGCCGGAGCAAAAAGCUGACAAUAUCAAAUACCUUCAAAAGAGCCAGGCAAAUGUUAGGUCGGAGCCUUCCAGCCUAGGACGGAACGCCAACAAGCAAAGAGCUAUCGUUGCUAUGGUAGGCGACGGUGUUAACGAUUCGCCAGCCUUGACCGUGGCGGACGUCGGAAUUGCGAUAGGGUCUGGCUCGGACGUAGCUGUAUCUGCGGCUGAAUUCGUUCUUGUCAAUCCGAGUCUCACUACUCUUUUGACAUUAGUUAGUCUCAGCCGUACGGUAUUCCGGCGUGUCAAGUUUAACUUUGGCUGGGCUCUUGUCUACAAUCUUGUGGCCAUGCCCAUUGCAGCUGGAGUCCUCUACCCUAUACGUAGUAAUGGUCAGCAUAUCAGACUGGAUCCUGUCUGGGCUAGUCUGGCUAUGGCAUUGAGCAGCGUCAGCGUAAUUUGUAGUAGUCUUCUGCUUAGGAGCAAAGUGCCUGUGGUAGGCUUCACGGAAAAAGUUUGGGCGCCGAGUCAUCGGGAUAUGGAAACGUCUGAAUAG